GCAUGAGAAAUGAGUCAUUUAGGGCCCAUGCACAGGCCUGGAAAUCCAAUCAAAAAACAAGACAGGACACGUUCCCACCAGAUCGUCAUCUAGCACGACGACCACUAACCCACAGAGUCUGAUUGCUACAGCUUCCUCCUUUCAUUUCUUCUCACAAAGCAUAAACAUAAACGGAUCGUCAUCUAUUUCUGUUUCUGUCUCCAUUACAAUUCUAUAUAGCACUAAUUCAUUGAAAACAUGUUCUUGUAAUGAUGCAUUUCCAAAUUCCAAAUCCAACUCACCAUUGAAUUGAAUCUUGCGUAUAUAAUCAUGGGCUCCACCCAGUCCGCACAAGCAGCUCAAGACGACGGAGAAGAAAGCGAAGAAGAUAAAGACGACGACGACGAAGAAGAAGAAGAGCUGGAACAGCCUAACGCGAGAGAAAUCAUUGACAGCAACAAUAAUUUAGUCAAGAAGGUUCUACAACAGGAGCCAGAGAUGCUGCCCUGUUACGCAUCAGCAUCGCCUCUCUCUCCUCAGCUCUCAUCUCUAGGUACCCCCAGGCUCGGCCCUUCUAUCAAGGUGUGGGACCCUUACAAUGUCCUCGCACCGCCCCCUCCCCCGCCCCCGCCAUUGCCUAUUUUCUCCUCCUCCACCGAUGAAGUUGGCGUUUUGGAGGUGUUUUUGAUCAGUCAUGGAGAGUGUGAGCUCAAUUUGAGGCCUGAUUUAGUCGGUGGGAGGUGCCACGUGUCUGCUCUGACUCCCAAUGGGCAGCGACAAGCUAGGGCUCUUGCUGUCUUCUUCAACUCUCAAGGGGUCAGCUUCCAUUCCGUUUACUCGUCGCCCUUGAAUCGUGCUAGAUCAAUGGCUGUCUCCGUUUGCCAGGAAAUGAAUUUUGCCGAGGAACAAAUACAAUCAUCGGAUGCACUCAUGGAUUUGAACAUGGGGCUUUGGGAAGGUUGCUCCCUUUCAGAUAUAUAUACACCUGAAUUUCAGGGCCUGCUUGAAAAUCUUCAGCCCGACUUUUGUGCACCAUCUGGAGAAUCAAUUAGGCAAGUGGAAUUUAGGAUGGUUCAGUUCCUAAAUAGGACAGUCCUGGGGAUGCCUGAAAAGUUGGGAUCAGAUUUCUUGUUGCACCAUCAACAUGAGAGCCAUGGGUUUUCUCAUGACAGAGAUGGGCCUUCUCUACCACCACCUUCAAAUUGGGAUAUGCAGCAUAUGCUUCAUAGGCAUCGACAGGGCCUCGCAAGGAAAAAGUCUGGUAAGAGCAGGCUACAAUUUGUGACUACUACUGGCAAUCACGAGGGUGAAGAUGAGAUCUCACUUGGGGAAGCCAGCCACCAACACACGAUCCAUGAUUUGAAUAUCAGGAACUCAUCCUCCCCAGUAUCUUCAUGUGUGGGUGUUUUCACGCAUUCAAUUCCUAUUAAGUGUCUACUCACAGGCAUCCUAGGGUGCAGCCCAGUAAUGACGCGUAAGAUCUGCAUAGAAGAUUCUUCGGUGACAGUGUUGCAGCAUUCAUGUAAAACAGGUUGGCAGAUUAAACGCUUGAAUGAUACUGCACAUUUGAGACUUCUCUAGGUGGAGAAUUAUCAACUCCUCAAUUGGAGCUAUCGAUGGGAUAAUGAGCUGUUAAUUUUUUGAGAAGAAGCUGUUAUUUUUACUGUUUAUGGAUGUAUUUAGGCUCAUGAUUUCACUUGUAUUGAUGCUGCUUCUGCAUCCUGUUGUAAUUUUGGUAUAUUUGCUUACAGAUUUGCCAACUUACAUCAAACAAAAAAAGAUUGGUUUGGAAGUUGGCUUUUGUAUUGGAUGAUUCUUUUGAUCUA
Molecule: messenger RNA, 1805 nt
Organism: Populus euphratica (Euphrates poplar)
Lineage: Eukaryota; Viridiplantae; Streptophyta; Magnoliopsida; Malpighiales; Salicaceae
Exons: 2
Coding region: 310-1560 (416 amino acids)
Source: RefSeq, a predicted model, not a curated record